Molecule: messenger RNA, 1617 nt
Organism: Mytilus californianus (California mussel)
Lineage: Eukaryota; Metazoa; Mollusca; Bivalvia; Mytilida; Mytilidae
Product: coiled-coil domain-containing protein 166-like
Exons: 6
Coding region: 55-981 (308 amino acids)
Source: RefSeq, a predicted model, not a curated record
UUACCGUAGUCACCAGUGACGCCAUUUCAUAAAGUUUAAAAAAAUAUCUAAAUCAUGCCACCCAAGAAAGGUAAAAAGGGAAAAGGAAAGAAAGGAAAGAAGGGUGGAAAAGGAGACAAAGAUGAUGGGGCAGGAGAAGGACAAGAAAAGCCCAGAACUCCAGAACCAUCAGAGAAAGAAGUCAUAUUACAACAAGAACUGGAAAAAGUUACAAAUGAACUGGAAACAAACAGAGCUAGAGUACAAGAACUGCGUAAAGAACAUGAAUGGUUACAGCAGGAAGCUAACAGAGUUAAAAUGGAAAGUCAUGAGUACAUGAGUUAUAUGGAUACAAAGGAAACCAUGAGAAAGACGGCCAUUAUAACACUCAGUGACCACUACAAACAUGAGAUUCAGGACAUACAAGAUGAGAAAAGUCUCAUGGAACUAGAAUUUAAUGAGAAAAAGGAAGCACUACAAAAACUUUUGAUGGAGAAAGAAAAUACAUUGAAGAAAACAACAGAAGAACUUUCACAGCUUCAAGAAUAUAAGGAUUUACAAGAUGAACAAUUGUCCAAGAUAAAAAGUCUUGAAGCUGAGGUAAUGCAGAUGAGAGCCAAACAUUCAGACACAAUACAACAAGUUAAAUCUACAUUCCUUAAGGACAAGAAAGAGUAUGAAGAAGAUUCCAGGGAGAAGAUUAACACAUUGGAGAGAUUAGCUAAUAAGGAAGCUAUUCAAUGUUUAACAGAUCACACUAAUAGAAUUAAGACAGAAAAUAGACAGCUAAGGAAGGAAUUACUGGAUCUAAUUAAUAUUACCCGAGCUUACAAAGCUCAUCAACUGGAUCUCCAGGAGCAGAAGAAACAGUUAGUCAGGGAACAACAGUAUGCUGGUGAUUUAAAAACUCUCAGGACAACAAGGCAACAUAAAGUGUUGAAAAAAUUUGGAAUGUUAACAGACAAUACAGACUCAUCAGAGAAUGAAGGAACAACAAGUUGAAUCUUAAUAUAGAUCUGAGAUUUAUAUGGCGAAAAUUUUUUUUUUUAUAAUUUAUGCAUUUGAAAUUGUUUUAUGUAUUACAAAUGUAUACGAUAUUGUCAUCAAUGCAUUGAUAGUGUUUCAAUAUUGACAUCCAUGCAUGGAUAGUGUUACGAUAUUGACAUCCAUGCAUGGAUAGUGUUACAAUAUUGACAUCCAUGCAUUGAUAGAAUAUUGACAUCCAUGCAUUGAUAGAAUAUUGACAUCCAUGCAUUGAUAGUGUUACGAUAUUGACAUCCAUGCAUUGAUAGUGUUACAAUAUUGACACCCAUACAUUGAUAGCGUUACAAUAUUGACAUCCAUGUAUUGAAAGUGUUACAAUAUUGACAUCUAUACAUUGAUAGUGUUACAAUGUUGACAUCCAUGCAUUGAUAGAAUAUUGACACCCAUACAUUGAUAGUGUUACAAUUUGUUAACAUGUUGUUCUAUUGGUUAUACAUUGUUUGCAAUAGUUACUGAAGAUGUAUGAUAAAUAAGUAUGCCAACUUGGUUACAAUGAACUAACAGGGCAUAUAAAAACAUUUAUUAUAUACAAUCUGUGAAAAGAAUUAUAUUCAAACAAAUAAAAAAUAAAGAAUAUAACUUAUUGGAUUUAAA